Molecule: messenger RNA, 1004 nt
Organism: Oncorhynchus kisutch (coho salmon)
Lineage: Eukaryota; Metazoa; Chordata; Actinopteri; Salmoniformes; Salmonidae
Product: CD97 antigen-like
Exons: 7
Molecular function (GO): calcium ion binding
Source: RefSeq, a predicted model, not a curated record
AGUUCUAUUAGGAUCCUAUUUGUUGUCUGGUGUGGAUAUAAUACCAGUCUGUGUCUGAGAUGGGGUCCAGAACUCUUCUACUUGUUCUGGGUCUUCAUUUCACUCUACUGGGGAACCUAGAGGCCAGAGAUUGCGGCCUGGGCUUCAUAUUCAAAACAAGAAAACAAUGUGAUGAUACAGAUGAGUGUAAAGAGUGGGACAGUACCCCAACCUGUGGAAGUAAUGCCAAGUGUUACAACACACCGGGGAGCUUCUACUGUCAGUGUCUACCUGGGUUCAAAUCCACAACGACUGUCAACUUCACCUUUUCUGGACAGUGUACUGUACUGAGCUGUAACCAGGUCAAAGCGGAUCAGACUCCUGAACAGAAUGUCCCAGGUUUAGCUGGUCUCCUGUCUCUGAUGAGGAAAAGCUGUCUGGCGUUAAGUAACUCUGGGGAAGCAGCCGGAGGGAGACUGACUGGAGAGGUGUUACUGGAGAACGUCUUGACAGAGAUAGACAGUCUCCUGUCUCAAGGUAUCCUAAGCAACAGCCGGGAGGUGAGUGGGUUGCUAGGCGCCGUGGAGGACACCUUGAUGCUCAUCGGGCCACAGCUCAGAGACACCCACACCACCAUGGAAACAGACCACACAGCUACUGAGCUUGCAGUGAGGAGGGGACAGACUCCGCCCAUUGGGCCAAUCAGCCUGGCCAAUGACAACGUGCGACUGGACACCAGCUGGGAGACAGCCACUGGCAACGGGACGUACCCAGGUUUCACUCUGGCUGGGUUGAUGUGUUACCAGACAGUGGAGACAUCUGUCAACAACUCCUUCCAGUACCUCACUGACACGGACACAAACAGAGACACAGCAACCGCCACAGCAUCAAAGCCUAACUACCAGAUCAGUUCCAAGGUGGUAACAGCCUUUGUCAGUAACCCAGCAACAGAACACCUCACCCAGCCUGUCAUCCUCACCUUCAGACAUCUACAGGUAUCAUUUGAUAAUAUAACAUAUCCUGCA